AAUAUCAAACACCUAAUACGCACAGAGAGUGUGAGGAAAGGAAUCAGUUAUGGGAAACAAAGCGGCUCUUUUGCUUUUACUGCUUGUGGUGGGUUAUGGAGUGAGCGUUUCAAUGGGGUAUAGAGAAGAGGGAGAGGAAGAGUGGGGCCCAGAAGAGCGAAGAAGAGAAAAGUACCCAGAAGAGGGAAAAGCAUCGUUCUUGUUGCAGGACUCAAAGAGAGUGGUGAGAACUGAUGCAGGAGAGAUGAGGGUAGUGAGGAGCUUUGGAGGAAGAAUUGUGGACAGACCUAUGCACAUUGGGUUCAUUACUAUGGAGCCUCAGAGCCUCUUCAUUCCUCAGUAUCUUGACUCCAGUUUGAUCAUCUUCAUUCGUCGAGGAGAAGCAAAGAUUGGACAUAUUUACAAAGAUGAACUGUCGGAGAGGUCAUUGAAGGAUGGUGAUAUAUAUCGCAUUCCAGCUGGUUCUGCAUUCUAUAUAGUGAACACAGAGGAGGGUCAGAGGCUUCACAUCAUAUGCAGUAUUAACCCAUCUGAGAGCUUGGGCUUAGGUCUCUUCCAGUCUUUCUACCUCGGCGGAGGGUCAUAUCCUACGUCUAUUCUUGCCGGUUUCGAUCCUGAAACACUCACAAAUGCAUUCAAUGUCACAAGGAAGGAAUUGAGAGAUAUUUUUAGCAGGCAACAAGGAGGUCCAAUCGUAUUCGUUGGCGAUUCUCGUGCGCCAAGGGUAUGGUCAAAAUUCCUUCAACUGAAAGAGAAAGAUAGGCUCCAACACCUAAAGAGAAUAGUGGAUUACCACCAAGAACAAGAAGAACAAGAAGAACAAGAAGAAGACCAAACAAAAUGGUCUUGGAGAAAGCUCUUGAUUUCUGUAUUCGGAGAGGAAAACAGGAGGCAGGGUGACAGGACUGGUAAAGCCCCUGACUGCUACAACAUCUAUGGUAGAAGUCCUGACUUCAAAAACAGAUAUGGUUCCAGCAUGGCCAUUGAUGCAUCCGAUUACAGCCCCCUCAAACAUUCCGGCAUUGGAAUCUAUUUCGUCAAUCUGACCGCGGGAUCAAUGCUGGCACCCCAUCUAAAUCCAACAGCAACAGAGUAUGGAAUUGUUUUGAAAGGAACCGGUAGAAUUCAGAUUGUGUACCCCAACGGUACCUCGGCCAUGAACGCUAAAGUAAGCGAAGGCGACGUGUUCUGGGUACCAAGAUACUUUGCCUUCUGUCAAAUUGCAUCCCGGACAGGCCCAUUCGAGUUUUUUGGAUUCACAACCUCUGCGCGGAAGAACAGGCCUCAGUUCUUGGCUGGUGCAAACUCACUUCUACAUGUUCUCCAAGGCCCGGAGCUUGCAGCUUCAAUGGGUAUUAGUGAGGACAGGAGUAGGCGCUUCCUUGACUCGCAACGUGAGGCCGUUAUAUUGCCUUCAGCAUCUGCAGCACCUCCAGACACUGAGUACCACAAGGAGGAGACAUUGAUGCCAAAGAUGUUCAAGAGCUUUGAGAAUGAUAUGAUUAUGGGGUUUGAUUAGAGAGGAGUAGAGUAGUGAAUAAAAUGGGGUUGUAGUUUGUUCAGUUUCCACUUUGUUUCUCCUAGUGGUUUGUUCAAGAUUUCUGUGUUUUCUGGAUGUGAAUAAAAUAUUGAA
Tripterygium wilfordii is the source of this 1633-nucleotide messenger RNA. Its product is annotated as vicilin-like seed storage protein At2g28490. The transcript is spliced from 5 exons. The coding region runs from base 50 to 1519 and encodes 489 amino acids. The record is from RefSeq and is a predicted model, not a curated record. NCBI's taxonomy places the organism in Eukaryota, Viridiplantae, Streptophyta, Magnoliopsida, Celastrales, Celastraceae.